Molecule: messenger RNA, 1751 nt
Organism: Sesamum indicum (sesame)
Lineage: Eukaryota; Viridiplantae; Streptophyta; Magnoliopsida; Lamiales; Pedaliaceae
Source: RefSeq, a predicted model, not a curated record
AAACCAUGUGGUUGCUCAGAGUCCACAGGCGAGAAUUUGAUGGCAAAGGCAUGCAAACAGCGCUUGCUCUAAUUUGGUUACGGCAAUGCGGUUUGGGACUCGGUCACAAACUCAUGAAUUAUGUGGCAGCUAUAAGAGUCUCGUGAACCAACUGGGACCCCAACUAUCCCUCCAGCCAGCAAGAAAACUAACCAAGAAAAUCAGAUCAACUAAAACCAGCCAACCAAACGAGGAUAAGUUUUCGUUUUCAUUUUUUCCUUUUUGCCUGUAGGAAAUAACUGUUGCUAGUUUGCAGCUUACUUGUUUCUGCAUGAAUGACAUUAAGGGCCUUGUCUUCUUUUACAGUAUAAAAAGUGUAGGCAGUCCAGAAUACUCUACUAACAUUCAAUGACAUAAAUACAAGACUGUUAGAAAAAUACAAACUGCAUGCAUGUGAAUUACUUCUGUACAGUUCUAUAAAAGGGCCAGUCCUUCUGCUUCAUCUUCAACAGUUUUCAGUCAUUAAUUGCAGUUCCUUAGAAUGUCUUGGUUUUUGACACUAAUCUUCAUCUGUUUCACAUUUAGUAGUAACUACUUGUCAGAAGCCAAGCAUCAGAAGAAACUUCCAUCUGCAGUUGUUGUUGGCACUGUGUACUGUGACACAUGCUUCCACCAGGAUUUCCCCAAGGCCAGUCAUUUCAUUUCAGGUGCAUCUGUUGCAUUGGAAUGCAAUGACACAAGUUCAAGGCCGAGUUUUCGGCAGGAAGUGAAAACGAACAAGAAUGGAGAAUUCAGAAUCCAUCUCCCUUUCUCUGUGAGCAAACACGCCAGGAAGAUUAGGGGCUGUUCUGUCAGGUUACUCAGCAGCAACGAGCCGUUUUGUGCUGUUGCUGCAACGGCAACUUCAUCUUCGUUAAACCUCAAAUCAAGAAAGAGAGGGACACACAUUUUCUCAGCUGGUUUUUUCACAUUUAAGCCCUUGAAGCAGCCUCUAAUUUGUGAUCAGAAACCAAGUACAGAAAAUUUCAAGAAACUGAGUUCUCCUCAGAAACUAUCUCCUAUCGAUAAUCCUGAUGAUCCCGCAUUUCCCCCACCGCUUCGAGAUCCACCAUCUGCUCCUCCAGCAUUAGGCCUCCCCCUCCCACCACUGCCACAGCUUCCACUGCUGCCACCACUCCCUGGAAUUCCAUUGUUACCGCCAGUGCCUAAGAAGGAAAAUGCUGCAAAAGCAUCACAACUAUUGGACAAGAAGGUAAAUCAGCCAACGACAUUCCUGUUGCCACCAAAUCCAUUCAAUCCACCCAGUAUAUUUCCUCCCAACCCUUUACAGCCACCAUCAUCUUUACUUCCUCCACUCCCUUUUCUGCCACCGCCUUUCACUAUUCCUCCUGUACUCCCUUCCCCACCUUCAGUUUUCCCUCCAGUUCUCCCUUCACCGCCGGCCUUCAACUUGCCGCCAGUUCCUGGUUUGGAUCCAUCUCCACCAUCACCAGCUCCGCCGACUUCUCCUGUGCCUCUCCCUCCGUUUCCCAUCGAGCCAACACCUGGCUUUCCAGGAGAGCCGCCUGCUGAUGUUUCUGCUCAACCAAAAACAAGCUCCCCCUGAUCUUUAGCUGCUUUCCAUGUAAAAUUACGCUAGUUUGCAAUGAACUUAUUUACUUUUACCUUUGGCUUUCACAUCCUCUAAUCAGUUUGCACAGUGUAAUAUUUGGUUCUGCUGAGUAUCUCUUCUCUACCACGAAUGAAUCAGAUCUUUUGCUUUUCCGAUUAAA